CAAAGGACUGUACCGGUACUGGUGACUGGUGUAAUCCGUAAAGGCCUACCGGUACAGGUACCACCAGUAUGUACGGUACCAAGGAAGACUGUGCUGUACUUCCCUCGGUCGUGCAGAAAUUCCGAAGAGCUGUACCGCAUGUCCACACUCAGCUUUGCACAUAAAUCAACAAUUGACUUGCUUCUGGAACAAACGAAGACUGAAAACAACGACAAACAAAAGCAACCCAAGGAUUUGUAUCGAGAAAACAAUGCCMCUUACAACAGCAAUUUCGAAUUAUAUGAACCGGAGAAAUGCGGAGCUUGUGGAAACCGAAGAACCAGAUGACGAGGAAGCCCUUCGCCGUGAUAUCUCGGAUAACAACAGUAUAACUGAUGAUGACGGCGAAGAAGGUGAAUUUGUUGGAACAAAUACAGGAUCAAGCAAUCAAAGUCGCACAGUUUCUGACGAAGGUGGUCAGCGAACUCCGAUGCUGGAACAGGUGCCGGACGACGAAGACAUUGAUAUGAAUAGAUCCAGUAGCAACAACAACGACAACCCAACAGUCCAGGAGGCGACAACUGCGUCAACUGCCCCUCCAACGACAUCGGCAUCUCGUCCUCGAAUGCAACACGGAUUCACGUUAAGAGAUUUAGAGGAAGAGAGAGAACUUGUCCAGCGACGAACGAGCGCUUGUGUCCUCCUUUCAAGUUUUAUAUUGUUGCGUCUGUGGUAAGUUCGCCUUUCGUUCAACAUAUUCUGUGAUUUCAGAAUAACGUGGAACAAGAAUUGAUUGAUGAUUCUCACACAUUUUAAAAUUCAUAUUUUCAUUUGUCUCUUGUUGCUGCGCGUCCCAUCCUUUGAUUGUUUGUUUUUCGUUCCACGGCGUAGGAUCCAAGCACUUAUGACCGGUGACUUUGGUCUUCUACUUUUAUGUUUAUUUUGUACGUCAUGGGUCUCCAAAUUUGUUAGAUACACACGAGAUCGUGAAGAAGAGUUGAACAGGAUGAUCAAUGAUUGGGAUGAAAAUGCCGAGGAAGAGCCAUCUACUAUCACCGACGCUCGCCUUCGCAGAAUGUCUUUCCAAUCUCAACUAGCACUUGCGAUUAUGCAGAGCCAGAUACAAUUGAUGGAAGGGGGAUACGGUCAUCCCGAUGGAGGAGAGAGAGGAGCAGGUGUUGGUGACGAUGCCAAGAGCCACUGGGAUCGAUUUGUUUACAACUCAGCUGGAUCUCUCUCGCAGAGAGGUCGCUACGGCACCGUUGCAGAAGAAAAAGAUGCCGCUGCAAAGACUGUCGACGAUGAGGAGCCAACUUGUUCUAUUUGUCUCUGUGAAUACGAGAAAGGAGACAACCUUGUUUCCCUCCCCUGUGGCCACGUCUUCCACGAAGACUGUAUCACAUCAUGGACGGACCACAACAAGCGAUGUCCUCUCUGUAACGCGGACUUGGAAUCACUUCGUCGAGAUGAAAUAGUAUGAUGACUUCUGCACUCAAGAAACUUUCUAUUCCUCUCAGAAAUGUUCAUAAUUGCUGUAUCAAUUUAUGUUAUAUUAUUUCAAGCAGAAUUGAUCAAGCAUCAACGCUCACACAACAAGUAUAAAAGUAUGCAUGAUACGACUAGAUUCCUCGUUGAACUUUCCUACAGUGGUGACGGUCUUCUUGAUCCUGGUACCUUUGUAGUAUUUGUGGCGCCCAACCUUUUUGCUGUAUUGGUUUUGUCGAGGGACGUGUUCUUCGUCCAGAUGAGUGGUAUGUGUCUAAACGCACCUUGUACUGGUAGUUGUAGGACAGUUGAAUCAGUCAAGUAGCAGCUACUACUACCAGUACUAGGAAUACUAAUGGAGUACUAGUACUAGCAUGAUGCUACUAAUAGUACUACUCCUACCACAACUGUCACUAGUACCACCACCACUAGUACUACUAGUACUCCUCGUCGUCCUCGUCAUCUUUUUCAGCAAGACAAACCAGGAGGUUGUUGUGCUUGUUAUUAAGUUUAAGAGAUUU
Messenger RNA from Pseudo-nitzschia multistriata, 1985 nucleotides. NCBI's taxonomy places the organism in Eukaryota, Bacillariophyta, Bacillariophyceae, Bacillariales, Bacillariaceae. The record is from the annotation of a GenBank genome assembly.